AUGGAUUUAAGAAGUGUAGUUGACAUCAAAAAGCGGUUACCUAUCAAGUUUUCAUAUCGUGGAAACGAAGCAUUGCAAAAAGUAUGCCAUGAAAAAUUAUCAAAUUUUUUCGACAAAAAUGUCGUUUUAUGGAAAAGGAACUCACGACAGUACUCUUUCUUGUAUCAUGCGCAUUUCUUCUUCGAAUUCGUUCCUUUUUCAAAUGAUACCGUAAUUAAUUAUAAGUCGAUUAAAGUAAAAACAUGGGAGGAAGCACCACUGCUGCAUUUCUUUUUCUUGAAUCCAUCCACAGUAGCGGAAUAUCGAAAUGAAUAUAGAAAUGAGAUAAGUGAAUGGUUCGCAACAUUAAGCAAAAUCGAGGGUGCAGAAUGGUUGAUUGUAUUCGAUAGUGUGAAAGCACGAGAACAUAAGAAUCGUGGAGCUCUUAUUGAGCGGAUCAAAAGUGAUUUUGCGAAAUUUACAAAUAGGAUUGUUGAAAUCUAUGAUUCGUCGAAUGUAGCUGCAUUACAGAGCAGCAUGCAGUCACAUUUGCUAAAUUCUCUGGAACAUUAUGUAACGCAUGAGGAGAACAGUUUAGCCAGUCGAAAUGAUCAAUAUUCUGACUCUAAUUUUGAUUUCAUUACGUUUUGCCGAGAUCAAAUGAGUUUAUCUCGUCUUUAUCAAAGUUUGGGCCUCUAUGAGCAAACACUUGCAUUGUUUGAUGAACUUGAUGCUACGCUGUCACUAACUGUUCUUUAUCAUUCGUCAGAAGGACCUGUGCCAAAGUGGUUAGCUUCAUCAAAAUGUUUCACUUCACUGUCAUCCGGUUGUCCACUUUUCGUGGCAGUGUUGAAAUGUGAUGCACCAUGGGAUAAUAUUACGAUUCUUGAAUUACGUUACAUUAUUUUGGCACACCAAAUAUUGAACACAAUACAAAUAUACGUGGGACGCUUGCAACGGGUUUCUACAACUGGUGAUAAUAGUUCACAGAAUUUGAAAACUGAAUUUGCUGUUACAUUGUUGCGUUACUCGCUGCAUUGCUUAAAUGCAAUAUUCGAAAGUAUGGUAGUUUUUAAGAUACCACUAGACUGCGACGAGAUGCAAUGUUGGAUAGUUUCAUUUUGCUUGGAAACAAUGCAGCUGGCAUCAAUGUUGACUGAAAUAACACACAUUAAACGAGCAGCUCAUUUAACUUGUUCCCUCAAAUUGGCUAACUGCCAAGCUAUGUCAAGAUUGAAUGAAAGAUGGAAUUCGGUUGAUUGGAAAAAGAUAGCGAAAUGGUUUGAAGAUGGAAUUAUACGGUGUGGUGCGGAAGCAGUUAAAACGAAUGCUAUCAGUGAAAUAAGACAGCUUCUCUCCGAUAAGCAGCAGUUUACGCAUUACAUGCAGAAAUAUCAUGAAAGUUCCAUAGCCCUCCUAAAACACUUUGGGUGGAGGCGUGAAGCACGUGCUGUUGGUUGGGAAUUGGCAAAAUUUUUGCUAUCAUCGGAUCGUGCAGAGGGAGCUCUUCCGUAUUUGUUGAAUUUUAUUUCCGAUUUGAUUGCAGACGGUUCAACAGCACUGUUGCUUAGAGAUACACUGCUGUUCACUGUAAACCAUUUGGAAAAAUUCCCAGGAAUUCAUUUUAAGGAGCUUGUAGAUUUUUAUUUGAUAUUGAUGAAAUUGGCGAAGACGGAAAAAGAACGGAUCAAAUAUUGUGAUAAAUUAUUGGAGUGGAGUGAGAACCCGAAUAUAACGAAGAUAAGGUUGGACUUAAAUUGUAAACAAUAUAAGACCUUCUCAUUCGGUUGCAAUUCUUCGUUCCCUUUUCUAGUGGCAACACCGAAUGAAACAGUGAAGAUUGAUGCUAAAAUUAUCAGCUAUCUUCCUAAAUCGUUAAAAAACUUUAAAUUGCAUUGCUGUAUGAAACUUUUUGUUCAAAAUGAAUCACAAAAGCGAACUGCUGGACAACGACCGCACUUCGAAUGUAUGCACAACGAAGCAGAUGGUACUAGUCGCUUUGCAUGUAUUUGGAAAGGUAAUGCUGAGAUGCGAAAAGGAUCUCUUCUAGGAUUUAGUAACAACUCAACCGAUGAAUCGGAGAACUGCUUGAUUUUCCAAAGUUCUACCACAGAUAAACUCAAGCCAGGUGAAAAUAUCCUGACCUUGACUGCCAAGACAUCGGAAGAGACUGGAACAUAUAUCUUUGAUUACUUCGAACUGGAGAUUGGUCGUUCAUUGCUCGUGCGUUGUGACUGGCUAGAUGUGCCAGAAAUCGAAGAGGAUUUAGAUCGACUGCCAACGUGUUUCGUCCAUCAUAAACCGGUUUCUGUAAAAUUGAAGCCACCACCAAAUCAUACACUAAUAGCCGGUGUGGCACAACAUGUCGAAUUCGAGAUUUUUUAUGGCACUGGAAGGUCGCUAAGUGAUGAAAAUUCAGUGCUGCAGCUGACUUGUCCUGUUGGGAGCGAUUUGGAAUUUUGGGAUAUAUCCAGAUCGAAAUGGUCUGAAAUCUGUAAUUAUUCGUUGAAUCGUGUACCUCCUGAAAAUAAUAGAACUAUCACUGUUCAUUUGUGUAAAAUUCUUCGGAAUCUUUCAAGCAGUGAAGAAAAUGUAAAAAGUCGAUUAGUGACAUGUGCUGCACAGAUUUUGGUAAAAUGGUUGGAUAAAGAAUGGAGUUUUACGGUUAAUUUUGCAUCAUUUAUGAAUAUUGAUAAUGAUACUUCUCUAUUGGAAGAAAAAGUUCUUUUCGAAUUAGCAAUAUUGCGGAACAUUGAUGAAUGGUUGAUUAUGCCUCAAGAAGCUAUAUUAAGCAGGAUAAGUGACAAAUCACCUGAGAUACCGGCGAAAUUGUUGAAUCCCAAAUUAACGUACAUACAACCAGGAUGUAAAUAUCGUUUAGUUUGGAUUCUACCGUCAAGUAAAGGAAAAACGAAUGAGAUUGAGCAUUAUGAAUUACGGCUUACGUAUCGAGUGAAAUCAUUAAACGGGUAUACUAAUGAGGAAGAAUUAAUUUAUAACCGCGAAUAUACAUUAUUUGAUGAAUUCUCUGUACAAUGCAAAACGCCAAAUUAUGAACUUUGUGCACAAUUGCUUUCAUCACAACCCAGUGCAGUUCUUUGUCGUGUUGGAAAUGCAUGUGAUAUGAUAGUUUCAUUGCGAAGUUUAAUAAACCGAGUUGAAACAGUAGUUGUCAGUGUUGAUGCUGAUCCAUACUUCUGGACUAUCAGUGAGAGGCAUAAAUUAUUACAUGUAAAAGAGAGCGGUCUGGGACAAAUUUCGUUUACGGUAUUUCCAAAAAUGAUUGGGUUCUUGCCGUAUCCGCUUAUAUCUGUAUACGCUUAUCGAUAUAAACGAUCAACUUCUGACGUUUCUCAGUCAUCUACUGAAAGUAUUUAUGAUUUUGGGCCACGAUUAUCUAGCUUUGUACGAACAAAUGGAAAACAAGUGCAUGUACUUGGUGCUUUUGCUGCAUUAACUGACUCGAAAAGUGCUGUCAGCAUGAACACCAGCCGCCUAAAGGAGGCAAAAAGCCGAAUAACGAAACUUUUCGAUUAA
Molecule: messenger RNA, 3516 nt
Organism: Cercopithifilaria johnstoni
Lineage: Eukaryota; Metazoa; Nematoda; Chromadorea; Rhabditida; Onchocercidae
Source: the annotation of a GenBank genome assembly